Messenger RNA from Echinostoma caproni, 402 nucleotides. Lineage: Eukaryota; Metazoa; Platyhelminthes; Trematoda; Plagiorchiida; Echinostomatidae. The record is from the annotation of a GenBank genome assembly.
AUGAUGCAGGCAGCUUACAUGCGACUCAUUGUGCUAUCAGCACUGUUCUGUCUCCCCGCUCAUUCACUGACUAAUCUUCCAAACAAUAUCCCCCUGGAUGGUCUCAAAUCGUGUGGUCUGCUUACGGCUGAUAUUCUAUCCGAAUGUGUUAUCAAACCUCUGCAAAAACAAAAGUGUGAUACCGGAAACACAGUGGCCAAAUAUGCGAAUACACUCGGCAAAUUGGCCAACAAAGAUCUCACAGCCCUAACGAAUUUGUGCGACGCGUGUGCCGGAUGCAAACAGUCGAAGAAGACGUGCAUUUUGAGCAAACUUUCUUUAAGCUCUUUGCAAAACUGCCCACAAAUUGGUGGCGUUGUGCAGAAAGGAACGAGUCUGUUGGGUAAACUUUUCAAAAAAUAA